This is a messenger RNA of Drosophila takahashii, 630 nucleotides long. RefSeq names its product gram-negative bacteria-binding protein 3-like. NCBI's taxonomy places the organism in Eukaryota, Metazoa, Arthropoda, Insecta, Diptera, Drosophilidae. Gene Ontology annotation, molecular function: carbohydrate binding. The record is from RefSeq and is a predicted model, not a curated record.
UCCAGUAACCAUUAUGAUGUCGCGUAGCCCAAAGUUGUCGGUCUAUCUGCUCCUCGUCGCAAUUUCCGUGGGCGGUAGUCUAUCCUACGAUGUGCCCAAGGCCACCGUGAAGGUCAUUUCGCCAAUAGGUUUUGAGGUCUCCAUUCCCGACGAGCCCGGUAUUUCCCUGUUCGCUUUUCAUGGAAAGGUCAACGAGGAGAUAUAUGAUCUGAGCGAUCAGACGUGGGCAGCGGAUAUAGUGAAUCCCCGAAAUGGACGCUGGACAUAUCGCAACCGGAACCAACGACUUCAAACCGGAGACGUUCUGUAUUAUUGGACAACGGCACGAUACCAUGGAGUCGACUACCACAACUACAACCAGGAAUACGUUGUUGGCCAUAGAGAUUUAGAACGAAUAGACGAAAACGAGUCCAACGGUGGACCUCAGCCUACUUUUUCCAACGGCCACAAAAAUUUUUUUCUCCGGCUAAUUAAGGAAAUCCAAAUCAGAAAGUCUGCCAUAGUCAAUAUUAGCUCUUGAGUCAGCUUGGUUUUAAGAGGUACUAGCAAAAAUCUUAAUGUACUGAAUUUAUUGUUAUGUGGAUCUGAAAUUAAAGCUUAAUCUUAAGUGUUAUGAUGGUGGUUAUAAAA